Monoraphidium neglectum is the source of this 980-nucleotide messenger RNA. RefSeq lists its product as hypothetical. The record is from RefSeq and is a predicted model, not a curated record. The transcript is spliced from 6 exons. The annotation marks the transcript as partial. NCBI's taxonomy places the organism in Eukaryota, Viridiplantae, Chlorophyta, Chlorophyceae, Sphaeropleales, Selenastraceae.
AUGCCGGCGAUGGCGGCGCCCCAGCGGCGCGCGCCACGCUGCGCUCAGAACCGGAGCAGCAGCAGCGUCGCUGCAACACAGCGUGCACUGCGCGCACUUGCGCCGCUCGCGCUCCUCACCAUCCUCGCCCUCGCCCCCUGCGGCGGGCCUGUGCGCUGCUCCGCCGCGCCCCUGAGCACGGUGCACAGCAUCAGCCAGAUGUGGGAGCAGACAGCGCUGUCCGCGGCAGAGGCGACGCUGGUGGCCAUCUCCAAGCAGACGGGGCGCGACCUGUCGCUGCGCGCGGUGCCCCUCGACAGCCUCAAGGGCUGCGGCAGCGCGGGCGCGGCUCAGGCGGUGUUUGUGGGUCGGCAGCACCUGAUCUCCCUGGAAGUGGACGGGGUGGAGUACAAGCUGAGCUUCAACAGCGACCUGGAGGGCGGCGGCCUCGACGACAGCAGCAGCAGCAGUAGCAGCGGCGGCAAAGGCAGCAGCGCACGCACACGAGGCGGCGGCGGCGCGCUGGGACUUGCAGCGGGCGGCGGCUCAAGUUUUGCCGCCAUGCAGCAGCAGCUUGGGCAGCAGGCGCUGCCAGCUGGACAGGCCAGCGCCGGCGCCGGCGCCGCGGCGCUCGCGCGCGCGGGCGGCGCCCCCGGCGCGCAGCAGGCGCUCGCGCUGCCUUCGCUGGACCCCCUGCGGUGGCAGCGCUCCCACGUCAGCCUGCCAGAGAUAACCCUGGCCGGCCCCCUGGAGCUGGUGUUUGCUGCCCCCACCCCCCUGGCGCUCUACCUGCCGCACUCUGUCGAGGCGCCCGCCGCGCGGCGGCUGCUGAUCGCGCCGGGCGCGGCGCUGACGCUGCGCAACAUACGUGGCGUGGCGCUGCGGCGGCCUGUCGAGCUGCCAAAGCUUCCCCCCAGCUACCUGGCUGAGGUGCUGGCCCACGCCCAGCUGGGGCAGCCUGAGCCGGGCUUUGAGGGCGCCCCCGGCAUGCUCUACCUGGC